GCUGCACCUUGGACAUAGCCCAAACAAUGCUGCAAUUCUAAAACAUAACACUUUUUGGAAGGAACUGCAUUUGCAUACCUCUUCGCACAAGAGUUUCUCGUGUUGUAACUGCAACAUAUUCAUUUCCUGAACUUCUCUUGUUUAAAGAGAAUUUAUCUGCAGUGAUAAUGGGUACAACGAUGAGUUCUAUCGGACUUGCUAACAAGCCACCCGCCUUACCACCAGCAAAACAACGUAAUAAUAAUAAGGCCGUAUGUUUACAACAAACACCGCCCGACUACAAGUUUGAACACUUCAUGAAACUUUGUCAAAAUAUACAAGACGAGAAGAAAAAACUACAGGUUCAAAUACGAAUGGAGGUUCUAAACUGGCGGAAACGAGCUCAAAAUGGCGACGACGUAGACGAGUGUAGAGAGAGUAUCUUGAACAUGUUGAGCAGAUUUCGCGGUGCACAAGAAAAACAAGACCAUCUCAUUGAAAAAGAGAAACUUCGUCUUGACGCUUUUAGAAACUGUAUAAACGAAGAUACGACGAACAGAAUCAAGAAUAGAUUAACGUUUUUUUGUCGACUUAAUCGKCAACACGAGGCGCUUCUUGAACUCGUGCGACAAGACGUACAAGAUUGCAAGAAUAUAUGUAGAAGAUAUCAAGAUACACAACAAUCACAACCCAGUCAAUCUAAAGGUUUUGAGACGUGGAUUAAGUGUCCUCGGACACCAGCAUACGACUAUGGUAGCAUAGGAAGCUUAUAACAAGYAUCUUCUUAUUUAGAAGCCAUUAUAACAACGUUAACUUACAAAAUGCAGCGCGAAAAUAGUCUUACACGACGUCAAUGAUCUAAACUGACGUCUUACUUAUGACGUAAUAUUCUUUAUGGCGUAUAGUAUUCGAAAACAAUUGACGUCAUCUAUAUCUAUGUAUAUUCUAUAAUGACGUCUUGUAUUUUUGAGCAUGACGUAAAGAAGAUCGACAUGUUGUCGUCAUUCAUGUUAUAUCAUGACGUUAUUUAUGAGCAUUUUUGGUGUCUUCAUGAGUCGUUGUGACGUAAAAGGUACUUUUAUUGACGUCAUUAUGUAAAAACUAGGAAUUUUUUUCUCUUAAAUUAAUUUGCGGGGUAUUUCUUUAUGAUUCGAGACAAUUAUAAUUGCUGGUAUCGGCCUGACCUAUUGCUAUAGUUAGAUUAUCUAACCAAUUGUUUAUGCAUCAAAUAAAUUCUUAUAAAACUCUCUUCAA
This is a messenger RNA of Exaiptasia diaphana, 1233 nucleotides long. RefSeq lists its product as uncharacterized. The record is from RefSeq and is a predicted model, not a curated record. Bases 168 to 752 code for a protein of 194 amino acids. NCBI's taxonomy places the organism in Eukaryota, Metazoa, Cnidaria, Anthozoa, Actiniaria, Aiptasiidae. The transcript has 5 exons.